AUGGCCCCCAUCCUCACAGCCCUGCUCUGUCUUGGGCUGAGUGUAAACUCCAGGACCAAAGCACAGACAGGGACCCUCCCCAAAACCACCAUCUGGGCUGAGCCAGACUCUGUGAUGUCGUGGGGGACACCUGUCACCAUUUGGUGUCAGGGGGGCCUGGAGGCCCAGGAGUACCACCUGCAUAAAGAGGGAUACUCAUGGACCUGGGACACACAGAAGACCCUGGAGCCCGGGGACAAGGCCAACUUCUCCAUCACAUACAUGACAGUUGUAUAUGCAGGAAGAUAUCGCUGUGACUAUGAACAACCCAAUGACUGGUCAGAGUACAGUGACCCCCCAGAGCUGGUGGUGACAGGAUCCCAGGACAAACCCAGGCUCUCAGCCCUGCCCAGCCCUGUUGUGACCUCAGGAGGGAAUGUAACCCUCCAUUGUGCCUCACGGAUGGGAAUCCACAGGUUCAUCCUGAUGAGGGAAGGAGAGCGCCAGCCCUCCUGGACCCUGAACUCCCAGGCAGCCUCCCGUGGGGGGACCCAGGCCCUGUUCCCUGUGGGCCCCGUCACCCCCAGCCUCAGGUGGACGUUCAGAUGCUAUGGCUAUUAUAGCAACACCCCCCAGGUGUGGUCGGACCCCAGUGACCCCCUGGAGCUGAUGGUGUCAGGACAACUGCCCUACACACCCUCCCUCUCAGUGCAGCCUGGACCCACGGUGGCCCCAGGAGAGAAUGUGACCCUGCUGUGUCAGUCAUGGAGCCCUGUGGACACUUUCCUUCUGUCCAAGGAGGGGGCAGCCGAUCCCCUGCUGCGUCUUAGAACACAGUACCGAGCUGGGCAGCACCAGGCUGAAUUCCCCAUGAGUCCUGUGACCUCAGCCCACAGAGGGACCUACAGGUGCUACGGCUCCACCAGCACCUCCCCCUACCUGUUGUCACAGCCCAGUGACCCCCUGGAGCUCCUAGUAUCAGGUAAGGCUGGCACUGUGAGCCCACCCCAAAACAACUCAGACCCCAGCAGUGCCUCGGACCCCAAAGAUUACACGGUGGAGAAUCUGACCCGCCUGGGCGUGGCUGCCUUGAUCCUGGUGGUCCUCGGGAUUCUGCUGCUAGAGGCUCAGCACAGCCAAAGAAAGACCCCAGAUGCAGCCAGGAGCUAA
Messenger RNA from Lontra canadensis (Northern American river otter), 1149 nucleotides. RefSeq names its product leukocyte immunoglobulin-like receptor subfamily A member 6. NCBI's taxonomy places the organism in Eukaryota, Metazoa, Chordata, Mammalia, Carnivora, Mustelidae. Gene Ontology annotation, molecular function: inhibitory MHC class I receptor activity. The record is from RefSeq and is a predicted model, not a curated record. The transcript is spliced from 7 exons. Bases 1 to 1149 code for a protein of 382 amino acids. Gene Ontology annotation, biological process: cytokine-mediated signaling pathway.